Molecule: messenger RNA, 230 nt
Organism: Paraglomus occultum
Lineage: Eukaryota; Fungi; Glomeromycota; Glomeromycetes; Paraglomerales; Paraglomeraceae
Source: the annotation of a GenBank genome assembly
CUUUUGCUAUAUUGUGUCCAUACUAUUACUAUUACUAUAUGCAAAAUGGUCAAUACCUCCAAAGUAGAGCACUUUCUUCGACCCUAAUUGGGCUCUACGAUCCACCACACAACUCUAUCGAUGAAAAAUCUUCAACACACGUUUUACCAUUGAACGGUGAAUGUAGAUAUAUCGUGCAAUGUCUCUUUGUGAAGAGCCAUGCAAGAAGAGAUAUACAAUACAACGUUUGA